AUGGCAACGACAGCGGCUGGCUUACGCGGAUUGCGACUAGCACCUUCAUUGACUGCUGCAGCAACUCCAACCCGAUUUUUACAACGACACGCGUUGCUCGCAUGGCAGCAACAACAACGUGGUUAUGUCCGUGAACCCAUGGGCAAACAAAUUCUCAUUCGCGAUCACGGUGUCUUUGCCAACUAUGUGCCACCCGAGAAACCACCAGCCGUGACCGAUUUCGCUCGAUGGCGCUUGACCAAGUGGCGCAACCUUAAGAACAACGUACAAAACUUGCUCAGUGUUGGUUUGAUCAAGUACAAGUCGCAAUACGAAAAGUGGGAUUCACGCAAGUUUUUGGAAGUUGCAGAAGAAACAUACAAAGACAUGAACGAUGCUUUCGCAAGAGGUGAUCGUCAAAUUCUCGAAGAAGUGACCCUGGAUGCUAUGUACUCGACCUUGAAGAACCAGCUUAAGAACCGUGGCAAUGCUCGUUGGGAGUGGAGAUACCAUGGCGAAGUUGAACAGCCAAAGAUUGUCUGUGUACGAUGUGUCGGUACCACCGGUAUCAGCAAGCACGGAUUUGCGGUUGCACAAGCGACUCUACGAAUGUAUACAAAGCAGUCAAUGGCUGUGUAUGACAAGAAGAACCGAUUGAUUGGUGGUGACCCCAACAAGGUCCACAGCGUGCUGGAAUACGUUGUUUUCCAAAAGACCAUCUCGGACCCCGAAGAUAUCUGGCGAGUCUAUGGCAAGGUUGCUGCUCCUGAAAAGGUCCAGCAAUAA
Molecule: messenger RNA, 765 nt
Organism: Zychaea mexicana
Lineage: Eukaryota; Fungi; Mucoromycota; Mucoromycetes; Mucorales; Lichtheimiaceae
Exons: 6
Coding region: 1-765 (254 amino acids)
Cellular component (GO): mitochondrion
Source: RefSeq, a predicted model, not a curated record